AUGCCGUCACCAUUCCGUACCAGUGCGGCACCAGCGCUGGUCCUACUCGCUGCUGCUACUCGCACAAGCUGCGCUUCCGCCCUUCAUCUUCGCGACGGCUCCGUCCUGGAAGUCGACAGGGAGCUGCCCGGGCCGAACCUUGACAAUGGAACCCCGACAAAGCUCUACUCGCUGUCGCUCGGGCGCGUGCGGCGCGACCACAUGGCGAGCGCGGACCUUGCGUCAGCGAUGGACGCCAUGAGACGAGGCUGGCAUGGGCACCGGUCACUGCUGUACACGAUGUCGUUCGAGGAAACCCCGUUGUUCCUAGGGUACGGCACCCACUUCGCAUACAUUUACGCGGGUACCCCGCCCCAGCGGGCAUCGGUCAUCAUCAACACCGGGAGUCACUUCUCCGCGUUCCCGUGCUCCGAGUGCAGGAGCUGUGGCAACCACACGGACCCGUACUGGGAUCCCUCCCAGUCCAGCACAGCCCACAUCGUGACCUGUGACGAAACCGAAAGAUGCCACGGGGCCUACAAAUGCCAAAGCGACAAGAAGUGCGUGCUCAGGGAGCAUUACACCGAAGGGAGCUCCUGGAGGGCGAAGCAGGUUGACGACCUGCUGUGGGUAGGAGAGCGCACCCUGUCAGACUCGCAGAAGCACGACGACUCGGCCUUCUCGGUGGAUUUCACGUUUGGGUGCAUCGAGAGCCUGACGGGCCUGUUCAAGACGCAGCUCGCCGACGGCAUCAUGGGGUUGAACGCGGACAGCCGAACACUGAUUACGCAGCUCGCCACGGCUGGGAAGAUCAGCGAACGUAAGUUCUCUCUCUGCUUCAGCGAGACCGGCGGAACCAUGGUUAUUGGGGGCUACGACCCUCUGCUGAACAAGCCCGGCUCAGAGAUGCAAUACACUCCGUCCACCGGCGAGAUCAGUGCACCCACCGUGAAGGUGACGGACGUCACCCUAAACGGGGUGAGCAUAACGACCGACGCGUCCGUGUUCCAGAAAGGAACAGGCAUUAAAAUCGUCAGCGGGACAACCAACACGUACCUCCCCAGGGCCGUGGCGGAGGGUUUUAGCGCCGCCUGGGAGGCGGCGACUGGAUCCCCCUACGCGACCUGCAAAAUGAACGAAUUCUGCAUGACCCGGACCACCGUUGAGUUGGAAGCCCUGCCGGUGUUGAUGAUCCACAUGGAUGGCGGAGUGGAAGUCAACGUGCGGCCGGAGGCAUACAUGGAUGCCUCCUCGGACGAAGAGAAUGUAUACCCCUCUCUGCCUCCACCUUGCUCCAUGGGUGGCGUGCUGGGCGCAAACUUGCUCCGAGACCACAACGUCGUGUUCGACUACGACAAUCACGUGGUGGGCUUUGCGGACGGCGCUUGCGACUAUCAUGCUGACUCCAGGGGAUCGGACGGGGGCAGCGCUGGUGCCGAGGGCGGGCCUGCGGUAGAAGCGGAGGCGAACGUGGACUGCGUCACCGCGGCAAAGAGGGUCGAGGAGUGUGAUGCCGAGUGCCCGACCGGCCAAUCCGAGCCGAGCACCGCGGAGGGGCGUGAGAUCUGGGUGGACGAGGUCAUCACUCACCCACAAGGGUCCGGCCAAGCCUGUCCCGACAAGAUGGCAGAGGAGCACCGCGGUUGCGUGAAGGACUGCCCUUAG
Messenger RNA from Ectocarpus siliculosus, 1644 nucleotides. Lineage: Eukaryota; Phaeophyceae; Ectocarpales; Ectocarpaceae. The record is from the annotation of a GenBank genome assembly.